AAAAGUUGAUGUUUGUUGAUUUGAGGUUGAGGUUAUAAUCGAUCGUAAAUUAAUUUGUUUUAUUUAUAUCUUAGGGCGUUUUAUCACAUUUACCAUGAAUAGCCUAUUCUUGAAAUUGGGCAUUAACAGUGCGUCAGUUUCAAAGUCUCUAAUAAACAAUGUACACACCUGCUCAGCUUUAGCUGCUUGGACUAAACCAACAUUACCGAAAUCUUUUAUAAGUCACAACAACAAAAUUUACCCUCCCCAGGGUAUAGACGAAGAGCCUAGGCCUGCAUUUGUAUGUCACCAAAAGACCAACUUAAAGUACAGUCCUGAUAAGAUGUGGUACAUAGCCAGUAUGAUUCGCGGCAUGACAGUGGAUGAAGCUGUAAAGCAACUGAGUUUUCUGAAUAAAAAAGGAGCUUUAUAUGUUAAAGAGGCGGUACUAGAAGCUCAAGAUCUUGCAGUGAAAAGGCACAACGUUGAAUUUAAAAGCAACUUAUGGAUAGCUGAAUCAUUCUCGGGAAGUGGUCCCGUGAUAAAGGGAAUCCGUCGGCACGCGCGCGGCCGCAUGGGCGAGGUCCGCUACAAGUACUGCCACUACUUCGUGCGCCUCGAGGAGGGGAAGCCCCCGACCGACUUCUACAAACACAACCCACAGACACCCCCAGAACAACUCGAGACAUGGCUAGAGGGCAUGAGGAAAAGGAAAAUUACAAACUCAUAUUAGUUUCUUUGUUAUUGUUAAUUUUAUUCUUAGCUUAGUUGUAUAAAAGUAAUAAAUGUAUACUUACAUAAGACAUAA
Molecule: messenger RNA, 787 nt
Organism: Plutella xylostella (diamondback moth)
Lineage: Eukaryota; Metazoa; Arthropoda; Insecta; Lepidoptera; Plutellidae
Gene: mRpL22
Product: mitochondrial ribosomal protein L22
Biological process (GO): translation
Cellular component (GO): mitochondrial large ribosomal subunit; ribosome
Molecular function (GO): structural constituent of ribosome
Source: RefSeq, a predicted model, not a curated record